This is a messenger RNA of Chelonoidis abingdonii (Abingdon island giant tortoise), 846 nucleotides long. It is a transcript of the gene SSBP1, whose product is annotated as single stranded DNA binding protein 1. Gene Ontology annotation, cellular component: mitochondrial nucleoid. The record is from RefSeq and is a predicted model, not a curated record. Gene Ontology annotation, molecular function: single-stranded DNA binding. Gene Ontology annotation, biological process: positive regulation of helicase activity; mitochondrial DNA replication. NCBI's taxonomy places the organism in Eukaryota, Metazoa, Chordata, Testudines, Testudinidae.
GCACGCGUGUUUCCCGUGUCGAGGCCGGCUCCACUCCCAGCCGCGCCGCGCGCCCAGAGCCGGAUACCGCCCGGAGGCGCCCGGGGACAGAGUCCGGCCCCAGCGCGGGUCUUAUCACAGGAAAAGAAAACAGCAGAAAUGUUGCGCAGGCCGAUAAUACAGGUACUUCGUCAGUUUAUAAGGCAUGAGUCUGAUUCAACCACCUCCUUGAUACUUGAAAGAUCCCUGAAUCGUAUCCAGUUACUCGGUCGAGUAGGACAGGACCCUGUUAUGAGGCAAGUGGAGGGAAAAAAUCCUGUUACAAUUUUUUCUCUUGCAACCAAUGAGAUGUGGCGAUCGGGGGAAAGUGAGAUGUUCCAGGCAGGUGAUAUCACCCAAAAGACAACGUGGCACAGGAUCUCUGUGUUUAGGCCAGGCCUGAGAGAUGUGGCAUAUCAGUAUGUGAAGAAGGGUGCUCGAAUCUAUGUGGAAGGGAAGAUAGACUACGGUGAAUAUACAGAUAAAAACAAUGUGAGGCGGCAGGCCACAACAAUCAUAGCAGUUGUUCCCGAAGUGCAGUAUUCUUGCAGUCAUAAGCCCACUUGGUCAGAUGGCCCAGCACGUACUGCGCUGUGAUAUUGACCCUUGUUAUUGGCACACUUUCAGAGAGCCUGCCUAUAACAUUAUUUUUCUGAGCGACCAUGUCAAAGAGAAGGUGUGAGAUGUUUAGUGCUUGGACCCAUGCUAUUCCUUUUAUUUUAUAGUAUUUCAUAAUUCUGAAAUCAUGCAUAUUGCUGUAUUUUCUGUAAACAAAUUAAAACACCCUUAUGUGAAUAAAGAACUGUGUUUUUUGGUCUUUCUCUUCAA